Molecule: messenger RNA, 432 nt
Organism: Ostertagia ostertagi
Lineage: Eukaryota; Metazoa; Nematoda; Chromadorea; Rhabditida; Trichostrongylidae
Source: the annotation of a GenBank genome assembly
CCAAAAGUUCGCGCUCAUCUGGGCUUAUUAGAGAAGAAAGCCGAUUAUAAAGCUCGGGCAAAAGAUUAUCAGGAAAAGCGAGAUACUUUGAAGAAAUUGAGGAAGUACGCCUUGGACAAGAAUGAGGAUGAAUAUCAUCACCAUAUGAUUAAUAGUGAGGUUAAGCUUGACGGUCGACAUUUCGAUAAGAAGACAAAGAAACAGGAAGAGGAUUCUGAGGUGCAGAAAAAGUUGAACGAUGUGAAAGAUCUGGAAUACGUGAAAUACAAACUCUAUGCGGAAAACAAGAAGAUAGAUGAGUUGAAAUCAGAGCUUCACUUCGCUGAUCCAAGUUGUGGACUUGGAGCGAGUAAGCACACAAUCUUUGUCGACGAUGAUGAGGAAGGUGAGAUUCGACCUAUAUUUCAGCUAAUAAGUAUUUGUAUUUUAUGA